Linum trigynum is the source of this 2673-nucleotide messenger RNA. NCBI's taxonomy places the organism in Eukaryota, Viridiplantae, Streptophyta, Magnoliopsida, Malpighiales, Linaceae. The record is from the annotation of a GenBank genome assembly.
CGAAUGAAUUCUGGUUGAAGUUUUACAACAAUCACAGUUCAAAAUACCAAGUUGGAUUUUGAUUUCGGUUGAACAACCGCGUGGAAAACAAAAUUAAAAUGAUCGAUCUUAAAUCCCAAGACCCAAGUCCCUAGUCCUAUACCGCAGAGCAGGACUGGAUUCUGGAGAGCAACAGCUGACAGCAGAAAGAGAGCGCGCGCUGGUUGCGUCAAUAGUAAAUUAGCAGUGUUUCUUUCUUUCGUCGGAGAGUCGGAAGCGAACGGCGGAUUAUAGCAGCAGUGGUGAAGAAGCGUGGAGGAAGACAAGAACCCAAUCCGAACAUCAGGCUGCUCACUUCAAUCUCAAUGUCAAGGGAGCAAGGUUCGAUUCCCUCAACUCUUUCCUUUUGCUCUCAAUGGGCUUCUGCUCUUAAAGAAAGGGCAGUCGGUGUAUGUGAGAUUGCGCUCUUGGUGUCUUUUGAUGUUAAUUUUCCGAUUUGGGUAAAAAUGGUUUGUUUGAUUGUUAGAAUUAGGGUUUCUCUUCGUUGAUUGAAUAUGUUAUGCGCCUGUGCAAGUAGCCUAUCGUGUGGAACUUCCGUCGUCCUAUGCUAUUCUUUGCUUAUUGACUUGGUUGUUCCUUCUUCAAGAACUUCCUCGUCCGGUUUUAUUUGCCCAUGGAAAUCAGUAGUGACGGAUUCUUGUUGGCUCUGUGGUUCAGUGAGGCUCCUGCAUUGUCUCUCAGGGUCUUGAAACUUCAUCAUUGUUUGUAUACAAAAUGACGAUCAGAAGGAGCCUUCUUAUGGUUGUGUUAUUGGUGCAAGCAGGUUUUGACUGUAGGUGCAAGUAACAUGUGUAAAGAUGUGAAACAAAGUUUGUAUUGUGUUUGUCCCGAUUUCGACUUCUCUCAAUACAUCUAAGAAUCGCCUGAUUUGAUUUGUUUGUUGGUUGCUCUUGUCUUUGAUAUCGAUUUGCUGAAUUUGGUUUGAUUAACUGACUUGCAUACAAAGUUUUAUAGAUAUACUGGGGACGAAGCAAACCUAUUUUUAUCUCCUUUCCUUUCUUCGUGCAACUGAAAAACAGGAUUAUAGAGGAAUUACUACAGCCAGUCGAGUCUUCGGGGUAACCAUGAAGGUUAUAGAAGUGGAUCGAUGCCAGAUCCAGGAGUGGUACCGAAAGUUCAAGUCAGUCUCCAUCCCAACCAUCAUUCACCAACUUCCUCAAUCGUUCAUCGACUACCUACUCGACUCAGGAACCCUACAACUUCCUCUAUCCAUAUCAAAUGAAGACGCUCUCCCAAACAGAGUUCACAACCCCAUCGACGAACUGGAUUACCAACUAACAGAAAAAUCUGACGACGAAGAUGAAGAAUCAGAGCAAUCCACCUCAUCACCCCCACCUUCUUUCCCUGACCUUGAACUCCAGAUCAAGAAAUCGAUCGAAACACUUGGAGGUGCAGUUUUUCCCAAGCUGAACUGGAGUUCCCCCAAAGAUGCAGCUUGGAUCAGCUCAUCGAGAAACCUCCGAUGUACUUCAUUCAGUGAGAUAGCACUCUUACUCAAGUCGUCCGAUUCCUUGGUCCAUGAUCUGGGCCAUGCCUAUGAUUCAUGCUGUGAUAAAAAAGAAUCAUCCAGACCCUCAAGUUUCUACAUCGCACUCCGGAAGUGGUACUCUUCGAUUUUGCCAGAGAGAGAGUUCCGGUGCUUCGUACGUGGUCAGCAGCUGGUGGGAAUCUCGCAACGUGAGGUCACCACGUGCUAUCCUUUGAUUCUAGCGGAGAGAGGAGGGAUUCAGGAUCUGAUUGUGGGGUUCUUCAAGGACCAGGUGCGGAUGAAGUUUGAGUCGGAUGAUUACACGUUCGAUGUGUACGUGACAAACGAUGGUCGGGUUAAGGUUUUGGAUUUUAACCCAUGGGCGGAGUUUACGCUGCCACUGCUGUUUACGUGGGACGAACUGGAAGGAUUCAACGGGGAAGAAAAGCAGGAGGAUGUGGAGUUGAGGGUUGUGGAGAGUCGGUCUGGGAUACGGCCUGGUCUGAAAACUGCUGUUCCACGAGAGUUCUUGGAGGUAGGGCCGGGUAGUGGAUGGGAGCAGGUGUUGACGAAAGCAUUUGAGGAGUUGCAGCAGCAGCAACAGGAGACAUCAGAUGAUGAUCAUUGAGACUUUUACUGUCAACCAGCUCGUCAGGAUUUGGGAAUCUCAUCUUUUCUAGUGACAAUGUGGUUGAAUUUGCUGCGUAAGUGAAUAUGGUAACAAAGAAUCCAGUAGGAGGGAUUGUGUGUGAAAUGAAAACCUUGGCGUAAACAUGAGGGCUGAGAAUUUGAGUGAUAUAGACAAGUUUUGUCAUUUGUUGCCAUUAUAUGUCUGAGCCGGAGCAGGAUUUCCUUCUCUUAUAACUGCUGAUUCUGAAUGACUCCAAAAGCUGUUAGAGCUGAUCGGUUUGCUGAUCAGGUGUCUUAUUCCUCUUACAUUUUAACGGGAACUCGUUUCUCGGUGGCUUCAACCAAUGAGUACUGUUAUCAGUUAACUGAUAGUUAUUUCUCUACGCACAGACACCCAUCAACAGCAAACGCUCAUGUUGCUUACAAGAAAACUGUUAUCCACUUGAAAAUAUACAUAUAUAGGCAGGGUUGACUCCCAAGCAUUCAUCAAUUAAUGUAGCAAUUGGAACACUCACAAAUAAGCGCAUUUUGCAAAU